CUGACCUCAAGUGAUCUGCCCACCUCGGCUUCCCAGAGCGCUGGGAUUACAGAUGUGAGCCACCACAUCCAGCCCGAAUUUUCCUCAAGUUCAAAAAUUCCUGACGAAGGUUUAGCUAAAAUAUUUGAUGAAAUUCUGCUGCAAGUGUUUUCUCAGGUUCCAUAUGACCCAUCAUUUGAUGAAACAAGAACAGCAGUCAGAUCCAUUACAAAGAGGGAAACACAAAAAAGCUAUUCCCAACAAAAGAGCUUGAAAGAUGCUACAUUUGCGUCAGGUUCAAAUGAGCGAGAGGAACAUUUGGCUAAAAUAUUUGAUGAAAUUCUACUGCAAGUCACAUCCCAGGUUCCGUAUGACCCAUCAUUUAAAGAAACAAUAGCAGUCAGAUCCAUUACAAAGAGAGACAUGAGAAAAGAUUACCUCUCAGAGGAGAAGAGGUUUAAAGAAUCCCCUCUGUCUGACGGGGAUUUAAGAGAGCCGUUAACUACUGCAGACAGAGAAACUCUUCAGGGAGCAGCUAAACCAGAAGGCCCUGGCUUGGCUCUCCCGUCUACAUCACCGCCUGCCCUGGACAGCUCUCCACACGAAGCCAGCUGCUACCAGGAAUCGGCAGAGCUGUGGUCAGCUUCUGCCUUCCGGGACGCUGAGUUGUGCUUGGCAGCCUGCGAUACUGGAGAGCUGCCCCUGGAGGGCGCCAGGGAAUCUCGUUGCUGGACUCGGACGGCCUCCAGUAGAGAUGACAUGACGGUGGUAGUGGCACUCAGCAGACACCAGGCCUUCCGGCCAGGCCUGGCCCACCGUGGGCCUCAGAGCUGCCGCUGGGGCGUCCAGGUAAGUGGUGCCUGGGUGGAGCGUUGCGUGGCUGCUGUCUCCGGGGUGGCCUGUGUCUGGAGGAGGGAGGGGCGGCUGCGGGGAGGACCAGGAGGGCUGCAGGACUGA
Cebus imitator (Panamanian white-faced capuchin) is the source of this 936-nucleotide messenger RNA. RefSeq names its product chromosome unknown C2orf92 homolog (gene CUNH2orf92). The transcript is spliced from 9 exons. The record is from RefSeq and is a predicted model, not a curated record. The annotation marks the transcript as partial. Lineage: Eukaryota; Metazoa; Chordata; Mammalia; Primates; Cebidae.